Messenger RNA from Dryobates pubescens (Downy woodpecker), 7564 nucleotides. Its product is annotated as deleted in malignant brain tumors 1 protein. Gene Ontology annotation, cellular component: membrane. Lineage: Eukaryota; Metazoa; Chordata; Aves; Piciformes; Picidae. Bases 1 to 7179 code for a protein of 2392 amino acids. The record is from RefSeq and is a predicted model, not a curated record. The transcript has 20 exons.
AUGACCUUUGGAAGUCCCUUCUGGCCCACACUCUUCCCUGAUUCUCUGAUCCUGUGGUGGGAUCUCUUUGUGCACUCCACAGAGCCCUCCAGCCAGCUCCCCACCACCGCCAUCCCCGCUGGCAGCCCAGCAGAGCUGCGCUUGGCCAAUGGCCCCAGUGGCUGCUCCGGCAGGGUGGAAGUGCUGCAUGACCACCAGUGGGGAACCAUCUGUGACGAUGAUUGGAGCUUCCCUGAGGCCAUGGUGGUCUGCAGGCAGCUGGGCUGUGGGGAAGCCUUCUUGUCCUACGGAGGAGCUCACUUUGGCCAAGGCUCAGGCCCCAUCUGGUUGGACAACAUCCAGUGCAGAGGGGACGAAGCUGCCCUGUCCCAGUGCCCAGCCAGGCCUUGGGGGGUCCACAAUUGUGACCAUGGAGAAGACGCCAGCGUGGUCUGCACAGGUGAGGGCACAGCAGGCGGGCAGCAGAGGACGCUCUGCUCUGGGGCUCUGUGCUGGGAUCCAAGGGCUGGGCAGCAGAUGCCCGGAUGGGAGCCUCUGAGGGAAGGCUCCACCAUGGACAGUGCCCCCCAGGCGCCGCUGCAGCUGCGGCUGGAGGCCGGCCCCGGGCGGUGCGCGGGGCGCCUGGAGCUGCUGCGCUACCGGCAGUGGGGAACAGUCUGCGACCGCAGCUGGAGCCUGGCUGAGGCUACUGUGGUCUGCAGGCAGCUCGGCUGCGGCACAGCUCUGUCGGCCCCGGGCUCGGCAGCCUUCGGGCCAGGCUCUGGCCGCAUCUGGUUGGAUGAUGUCAACUGCACAGGGAGGGAAGGGUCCCUGUCCCAGUGCCAGAGCACGGCCUGGAGAGCCAACAGCUGUGACCACCGAGGAGAUGUUGGAGUAGUCUGCUCAGCUGGAGCCCAGGGAGGGCCACCAGGCUUGACUGUGACCCCUGGUCCGGCCCAGCCAGCCGCGGGCAGCCUGGGGCAGCCCUCCCUGCGCCUGGCCAAUGGGUCCAACAGCUGCCUGGGGAGGGUGGAAAUCCUCCACGACCACCAGUGGGGCACCGUGUGCGACGACACCUGGGACCUGCAGGACGCCCGAGUGGUGUGCCGGCAGCUGGGCUGCGGGGAGGCUCUCUCGGCGCCAGGCUCGGCUCACUUCGGCCCCGGCUCCGACCCCAUCUGGCUGGACAGCGUCCACUGCGCCGGCACCGAGGCCACCCUUGGCCAGUGCCAGCUGAGCCACUGGGGAGAGCACAACUGUGGCCACGAGGAGGACGCUGGAGUCAUCUGCUCAGGCGCUGCCGCCGCGGCCGAGAGCCCCGAGGCGUCCCUGCGCCUGGUGGGAGGCCCUGACCGCUGCGCUGGGCGCCUGGAGGUGCUCCACAAUGGGACCUGGGGGACGGUUUGUGACGACAGCUGGGGGCCUCCUGAGGGCCAGGUGGUCUGCAGGCAGCUGGGCUGCGGCACCCUGCUGUCGGUCGCCCCAGGAGGUCGCUAUGGGGAAGGGACAGGACAGAUCUGGUUGGAUGAGGUCAACUGCACCGGGGAGGAGGAGACCCUCUCCAAAUGCCAGAGCAGGCCCUGGGGGCAGCACAACUGCCAGCACCUAGAGGAUGCCAGCGUGGAGUGCUCAGACUCCAGCAUCUCCAAGCUGGGCCCCCUGAGGCUGCAGGGGGGCCCCAACCGCUGCGCCGGGAGGGUGGAGGUGCUGCACAGCCAGCGGUGGGGCACAGUCUGCGAUGACGGCUGGGACCUGGCGGAGGCAGCGGUGGUCUGCAGGCAGCUGGGCUGCGGCGCCCCCAUCUGGGCUGCCCCUGGCGCCUACUUCGGCAGGGGCCAUGACCCCAUCUGGCUGGAUGAGCUGCAGUGCACUGGCUCUGAGCAGAGCCUCUUCAGCUGCCAGGCCAGGGAGUGGGGGCACAACAACUGCGUCCACGGGGAGGAUGCCGGGGUGGUUUGCUCAGCCUCAGGAGUGUCCCUGCUGCCCGAGCUCCGCCUGGCCAAUGGUUCCGGGCGCUGCCAGGGCAGGGUGGAAGUGGCCCUGGAGGGCACCUGGGCAGCUCUGUGCGACCAGGGCUGGGGGCUGGCAGAGGCUCGAGUGGUCUGCAGGCAGCUGGGCUGUGGGAGGGCACUGGAAGCCCCCAGGAGAUCCCAGUUUGGCCAAGGAACUGGCAAGAUGUGGCCGGAGAGCGUCAGCUGCCUGGGCACUGAGACCUCUGUCUCUGAGUGCCAGCUGCAGGCCUGGGCCAACGACAGCUGCCAGCAGGGCACAGCAGCCAGCGUGGUCUGUGCAGCUCCCCUGCAGGGCUCCCAGGUGCGGUUGGUGAACUCCCGGAGCCGCUGCGCUGGCAGGGUGGAGAUCCUGCACCGGCAGCAGUGGGGAACUGUCUGCAGCCGCGGCUGGGACCUGCUGGACGCCGCCGCAGUGUGUCGCCAGCUGGACUGCGGCUGGGCGCUGGCAGCCCCAGGCCAGGCGCAGUUUGGCAGCAGCUCUGGUGCCAUCUGGCUAGAGCAAGUCAGCUGCCGGGGCACCGAGGAGCUCCUCUCCUCAUGCCCGGCCCAGCCCUGGGGCAUCACCAACUGCACCCACGCAGAGGAUGCCGGCGUGGUCUGCUCAGACUCCAUCAUCCCCGAGCGCGCGGAGGUCCGGCUGGCCGCGGGGUCCCCGCGCUGCACCGGCAGGGUGGAAGUGCUGCACGGGGGGCAGUGGGGAUCCAUCUGUGCCCAGGGCUGGGACCAGCAGGACGCGGAGGUGGUCUGCAGGCAGCUGGGCUGCGGCACAGCCCUGGCAGCGCCGGCAGUGGAGCGGUUGGGCCCCGGCCCCUCCCGCAUCUGGCUGGACAACGUUGGCUGCCGGGGCACCGAGGCCUCCCUCAAGAAAUGCUGGGCAAGUCCCUGGGGGGAGAGCAGCUGCAGCCAUGGGAAGGUGGCCACAGUGGUCUGCUCAGGUGGGUUCCACCCCAGCACCACGAGGGUCUUGGGCUCCCAGGGCUCUAGCCUGGCCCCGCUGCGCCUCGUGGGCGGUGCCGGAGGCUGCACCGGCAGGGUUGAGGUCCUGCACAACGGCACCUGGGGCACUGUCUGCGGUGCCAGCUGGGACAUGGCAGCUGCCCAGGUGGUUUGCCAGCAGAUGGGCUGCGGGGUGGCCGUGGCAGCCCUGGGCAGGGCACACUUCGGGCAGGGCCAAGGUCCCAUCUGGUUGGCAGAGGUGCGAUGCGAUGGCAGUGAGGCAGCCCUGGCCCAGUGCCGUGCCCAGGGCUGGGGGCACCACAGCUGCAGCCACCAGGACGAUGCCGGCGUGGUCUGCUCAGGUUCAGGCAUCGCGGACCUGGGCAGCCUGCGGGUGGUGAACGGCUCUGGGCGCUGCUCCGGGCGCCUGGAGGUGCUGCAUGCCCAGCGCUGGGGUGGCCUCUGCAGGGACGGCUGGGGGCUGGAGGAAGCCCUCGUGGCCUGUCGCCAGCUUGGCUGUGGGGAGCCAGAGAGGAGGCCCCUGGGGGCCACCCAGUUCGGGGCAGGAGGUGACUUGCUCUGGGUGGGUGCCGUGGACUGCAGCGGCACGGAGGAAGCCCUCUGGGGCUGCAGGCUGCAGCUGUGGGGGGCUGGGAGCUGCAAGGCACAGGAGCCUGCAGCUGUCAGCUGCUCGGAGUCCACAGGUGAGUGCUGGAGGGGAGUCCUGCCCCGGGGGGGAGGUUCUGCCCCGGGGGGUGGUCCUGCAGGAGUCACCAAACCUCAGCCCCCACCCCCUCAUCCCCAGCUCCUCCUGACCCUGCUUCAACCUUCCCCUGAGUCCUGCUCAGUUCCUGCCAGCAGCUCCAAGCUUCGCCUGCUGGGGGGCCUGGAUGAGUGCUCCGGGCGGGUGGAGAUCUUCCACAACCAGCAGUGGGGAACCAUCUGCGACGACAGCUGGGACCUGAGGGACGCUGCCGUGGUCUGCCGGCAGCUGGGCUGCGGCUUGGCCGUCUCGGCCCCUCCCGCAGCUCGCUUCGGACUGGGGGCUGGCCCCAUCUGGCUGGACGAUGUCAGCUGCACAGGGGAGGAAGGAGACCUCCUGGCCUGCAGAGCCAAGGCAUGGGGCAGCCACAACUGCAACCACGGCGAGGAUGCAGGAGUAGUCUGCGCGGGCAACUCCAGCUCAGGCACCGUGCGCCUGGUGGAUGGACCCCACGGCUGUGCCGGCAGGGUGGAGGUGGCCCACGAGGGGCAGUGGGGCACAGUCUGUGACGAUGGCUGGGACCUGAGGGACGCCAGAGUGGUCUGCAGGCAGCUGGGCUGUGGGGCAGCCCAGGCAGCCCCGGGCCAGGCUCGCUUCGGGCAGGGCUCAGGACCCAUCUGGUUGGACGAUGUGGGCUGCACGGGGACGGAGGACAGCCUGGCCCAGUGCCCAGCCAGGCCCUGGGGGCACAGCAACUGCCAGCACAGGGAGGAUGCCAGCGUGGUCUGCUCAGUGCUUCCAGGCGUCACAGCCACCAACACCUCUGGCCUCAGGCUGGUGCAGGGUCCCCACCGCUGUGCCGGCAGGGUGGAGGUGGCCCACGAGGGGCAGUGGGGCACAGUCUGUGACGACGGCUGGGACCUGCUGGACGCCCUGGUGGUCUGCAGGCAGCUGGGCUGCGGCAGCGUGGAGGCAGCCCCGGGCCAGGCUCGCUUCGGGCAGGGCUCAGGACACAUCUGGUUGGACGAUGUGGGCUGCACGGGGGCGGAGGACAGCCUGGCCCAGUGCCCAGCCAGGCCCUGGGGACAGACCAACUGCCACCAUGCAGAAGAUGCCAGCGUGGUCUGCUCAGGGCUCCCAGACUCCACUGCCACCAACUCCCCUGGGCUCAGGCUGGUGCAGGGUCCCCACCGCUGUGCCGGCAGGGUGGAGGUCCUGUACCAGCAGCAGUGGGGCACAGUCUGUGACGAUGGCUGGGACCUGAGGGAUGCAGCAGUGGUGUGCAGGCAGCUGGGCUGCGGCUCAGCAGCUGCAGCUCCCCACGGGGCCGGCUUCGGGCAGGGCUCUGGCAUCAUCUGGCUGGACGACGUCAGCUGUGCUGGCACCGAGAGUGCCCUCAGCCAGUGCCCAGCCCAGCCCUGGGGGCACAGCAACUGCAACCACAGGGAGGAUGCCAGCGUGGUCUGCUCAGGCACCAACAGCUCCAGUGUCAGGCUGGUGGAUGGACCCCACGGCUGCGCCGGCAGGGUGGAGGUGGCCCACGAGGGGCAGUGGGGCACAGUCUGUGACGAUGGCUGGGACCUGAGGGACGCCCUGGUGGUCUGCAGGCAGCUGGGCUGUGGGGCAGCCCAGGCAGCCCCGGGCCAGGCUCGCUUCGGGCAGGGCUCAGGACACAUCUGGUUGGACGAUGUGGGCUGCACGGGGACGGAGGACAACCUGGCCCAGUGCCCAGCCAGGCCCUGGGGGCACAGCAACUGCCAGCACAGGGAGGAUGCCAGCGUGGUCUGCUCAGGCACCACAGCCACCAACAGCUCCAGGGUGAGGCUGGUGCAGGGUCCCCACCGCUGUGCUGGGAGGGUGGAGGUCCUGCACCAGCAGCAGUGGGGCACAGUCUGUGAUGAUGGCUGGGACCUGAGGGAUGCAGCAGUGGUGUGCAGGCAGCUGGGCUGUGGAGCAGCCAUCACAGCCCCAGCAGGAGCUGCCUUUGGCCAGGGGAUGGGUCCCAUCUGGCUGGACAAGGUGGCCUGUACCGGGGGUGAGGAAACCCUGGAGCUGUGCCCAGCCAAGCCCUGGGGACUGCACCACUGCAGCCACCCGGAGGAUGCCAGCGUGGUCUGCUCAGGUGAGCCUUGCUGCUGCCCACCACCACCAGACCCCCUGCUGCACACCAGCUCCUCUUGCCCUCACCCUUUUCCCCACUCUGCUUCUCUGCUCACAGAGGUGCCCAGCACAGAGGUGCCCAGCACAGGGCUGGCACAGCUCCGCCUGGCAGGAGGCCCCAACCGCUGCGCUGGCAGGGUGGAGGUGGCCCACGAGGGGCAGUGGGGCACAGUCUGUGACGAUGGCUGGGACCUGAGGGACGCCCUGGUGGUCUGCAGGCAGCUGGGCUGUGGGGCAGCCCAGGCAGCCCCGGGCCAGGCUCGCUUCGGGCAGGGCUCAGGACCCAUCUGGUUGGACGAUGUGGGCUGCACGGGGGCGGAGGACAGCCUGGCCCAGUGCCCAGCCAGGCCCUGGGGGCACAGCAACUGCCAGCACAGGGAGGAUGCCAGCGUGGUCUGCUCAGAUGCCAACGUGACGGAGCCGCAGCUCCGCCUGGCGCAGGGUCCCCACCGCUGCGCCGGCAGGGUGGAGGUCCUGCACCAGCAGCAGUGGGGCACAGUCUGCGACGACGGCUGGGACCUGAGGGAUGCCAAAGUGGUCUGCAGGCAGCUGGGCUGCGGCACGGCCGUGGCCACCCCCGGCGGAGCUCACUUCGGCCGAGGUCUGGGCCCCAUCUGGCUGGACGAGGUGGAGUGCAGCGGCCGGGAGAGCAGCUUCGGGCUCUGCCCACACAAGGGCUGGGGGCUGCACAACUGCAAGCACGAAGAGGAUGCAGGAGUUGUGUGCUCAGGUUGCCCUCCUCCUCCUCUCCCCCCAACCAAACCCCUCCCUGGCUCUCCUGCAGGCUCCCCCCCGCUGCAGCUGCGGCUGCAGGGCAGCUCCGGGCCCUGUGCAGGGCUGCUGGAGGUUCUCUACAACAGCUCCUGGCACAGAGUCUGCAGCAUCGGCUGGAGCCUGCUGGAAGCUGAGGUGGUCUGCAGGCAGCUGGGCUGUGGGGCAGCUCAGGCUGCAGCAGCUGGAGCCCAGCUGAGCCCUGAGGACCUGCAGCCCUUGCUGCAGGGCUUGAGCUGCCACGGGACUGAGUCGCUGCUCCUGGAGUGCCAGCAGCAGGAUCUGGGGCUGGGGCCAUGCAGCCGGGGCCAGACAGCUGCUGUGGUCUGCACCGAGCCCAAGGAGGGAAUUCCUGCUGGAGGGAAGCUUCAUCCCCAGCAGCAGCAGGGCUGGAGGGGCCCCAGGCUGCGCUCGGGGUUGGGUUUCCUCCCAAGCCGGGGCUGGUCCUGGUCCCGAGUGGCAGUCGGGUCCCAAGGCCACUCCUGCUCCAGCCACAGGAGCUGCAGCGCCCUGCUGGCUACUGUCGGCGCUGCUGGCGCUGCUGAUGCUGCUCUCCGGGGUCCUGCUGUGGCUCAGCCUGAAGAGGAGAUGCAUGGCAGCAGCUCCAGCUGCAGGUGACCACCCCAAGCCUUCCCUGGCUCUCCCCUUCCCCAGCUCCUGGUCACCCCUCCAGCCCCUCCUGCAGCCCUGGGCCGGGAGGGGGUCGUGGAGCUGGGGCUCAGCUCGGCGGCUGCCAGGGCUUGAGGACAGCUUGGUGGCUUCUGCACCUCACAGGACAGUGGCAGCUCGGGGAGCAGGGGGCUGUAGCCAGGUCCCUGCAGCCCCUGGGAGCCAUCUACAUCCCCAGCAAGGCAGAAGGAGCUCCUGAGGAGGCUGACAGUGAGAGGACUCAGCUUAUGCAGCAGGAAGCUGCCUCCUGACACCUCCUCACGGCCUGGGGGUCCCAGCAGGUUCGUGUCCUGGUGGCCACACGAAGCUCCUGCCCUGGGGCAUCACUUCAGGU